Molecule: messenger RNA, 2078 nt
Organism: Annulohypoxylon maeteangense
Lineage: Eukaryota; Fungi; Ascomycota; Sordariomycetes; Xylariales; Hypoxylaceae
Exons: 1
Coding region: 199-1851 (550 amino acids)
Source: RefSeq, a predicted model, not a curated record
UAGUUGGAAAGGGAUUAGUAAAAAAGGGUAAAGCACUCUCUUUCCUUUCAUCUCAACUUCUUCACCAUCAUCAUUUCCACCCAAAUCACAAAAUACCUAGUCAUCAUACAUUUCUUUCCAUUCCCUGUGAAUACACCCGAUAUUUCCCCAUCCGCCUUUCUCUCUACUUGAGAGAGAGCGUGAGUCACGUCAGUCACAAUGGAGAUGAAUAUGUCCCAGCAGUCAUCGCAAUGCAGUUCCAGUCAGAAAUAUACAACUGUUGGUUCUGUCUGGCACCCUCAGACCACUCCAAUGCAGCCACCGAUGCGUCGCGGUCGUACUCUUCGUUCUGUUGCGCCCGACUCACUUGAUCAUAACCCUUCUAUCGUCACCCACCAUCCUGCACAAUAUUAUUCACCCCUACAACAAAACUUUGACCGAGCCGUUAGUCCUCUUCCUCCCGAUCGACAACUCUUCGCUCGCAUUGCGGAAUUAGAGGAAAAUCAUUCUUCUUAUUCGACGACCAUGUCUCAGCAGUCUUCCAACUUGUACCAGCCCUCCAAUGAACUUGUCCUUGCUGGUAAACAAGACGAAAACACCAAGCACUAUGAUGGCGACGACGGAUCUGACAGUGACAACGAUGAAGAGAUGAAGUUCAAUUACCUCAAUCGGAUGCCUACCAAGAGCGUAACCAACCUGGCCUCCUAUUCUAACCCCAUGCAAAAGGCUGCCCAGAAGCUUCUCACUCGAGCCAGACAGGCCCCCUCGUCCCUUCAGUACCAGAAGUCGGAUACCACUCAGGAGAAUCGAGGUUUACUUCCUCCUCCUGGAUUCGGUGCUGGUCUCAAGUAUAAUCGUUCUGACCCGCUUGGCGCGGAGGGCCUACUCCAAUCUGAUAGAGUCAAUGAAUCUGGUCUUCCCAACCGACCCCUCGCAUCUUUCAACCCGAACAUUAGUGAUUAUACCAGCCGUGAGCGCGACAGUUAUCCAGCUGUCUUGUCCAAGGGACAUGGUGCACCUCUCCCCCUGACUGCAGGUCCCCCUGGCCAGCGUCAAUUCUUGUCAUCCUCCUCUAACUCUACGAAUGCCUUCCAGAAGGGAACUUCUGCUUUUAGCUCCUCUACGGGUCACUGGCAAAAGGGUUUCGACCAGCCACGCAUCGCUGAAUCAUUUGAGGAUGUGGUUCCACGUUCUCAGCAGUAUCCUUCUGCAUUCUUCCAGCCCCCGUUAGUUCCACAGCCUAUGAAUCGACAGCCUACCCCGUCACUUUUAAGCAGAGCUCCCUCUGCUCAACAAUAUCCCGCGAUGAAUAAGGGUAGAGAGAACAGCGGUAGUAGCAAGAUGGUCGACACGCUUACCUACGAAGAAGCGAGAAAGUUCUUCCCCAAUGGAUUCCCAGCGGACUUCAACAACAACUACCACCCGAUCCCAGACAACUGGGCAGAGCUCCGUCUCCAGGAGUUGGCACAACAAGAGAAGUCAAAGAAUCCGAUUGCAUUGCAGGGAACGCACCAAUGGCAGGCAACCCACCAAGCAAACCUUCAUCGAGACUUCUACUCUGGCAAUGCGAUGAUCAACCAGGACUUCGACAUGGCCGUUCACGAGAAAAACAGCCGCGAUGUCGCUCGCGCCGUCGGUUCUACGUUUCAAGAAGGCGAGAAGACUGCUGGCAGAGUUGACAACCGACAACUCUCGAUCGAUGAGAUUAACGAAAUCCCUACAUAUGAGCACGCCAAGCCUCUCUUGAGCGUCAUGUACCAAUCACUCGCGAACCACCCAGAUAUCACGCCGAACCCCCGCCUUCCCAAGUACGUCGUUCCUCCGAAGAAAAAGAAGUCCGAGGAUUCGACCGAACACCAUGGUUCCCGCUAAUUUCUCCAAAUACUCCCUCGAAGUUAAUCGAAGUUUGCAAUAGCAUUCUAAUACACGAGUUGGCUAUGGGGAGGAGCAAGGAGAAUUCUAACUGGCAGGAUGAUAACGACUGGACAUGGAAUUGCGGGUGAAAAGGAAUAUUGAACAAGUAAAAAUGAAGAAAAUCCACGUAACCGACGAUGGCGGCCCGCCUCAAGAUCUCGAUACCCUUUCCAUAUUGCUUGUCG